Vollenhovia emeryi is the source of this 738-nucleotide messenger RNA. RefSeq lists its product as uncharacterized. The record is from RefSeq and is a predicted model, not a curated record. The transcript is spliced from 2 exons. The coding region runs from base 185 to 499 and encodes 104 amino acids. Lineage: Eukaryota; Metazoa; Arthropoda; Insecta; Hymenoptera; Formicidae.
ACCACCCAAGCGAGCAGUCGUGUGAGAGCUCGGCUCUUCCGCUGUUCGUAUCCAUUUGCGAUCAAUUCCGACGCCGGACAACGGAGACAAACCUGGCCGAAUACACGCGGGUUCGUAGGCGACAGUCGCGACACGAUCGACGAGAGCGUGAUCGGCUGUACGAAUAAUCCGCGUAAACGUAGCAAUGAGAUCCGACGUGGAACCCGAGAUUGACGUCAAGAAAAAUAUCCAGCAAACGUUAUUUUCCAUCCGUGACGUUACCCUGAAAAUAACGAAGGAGCUGGAUAUGAUCGGCGAGAUUGUGAAGGAUAACGGAGACCUGCAAGUGGUAGUCGCCGCAGCGAAUAGGGCGCUGGCAGAGAAAACGAAAGAAUUGCAUUUGAACAUGUUGGAGAUUAUCAAUGAGAGCGAGCGCGAAGACAGGGUAGCGCCGGAUUUGCUGAAUUCAACCACAUUCGCUUUAGUUAUGGAAAAAUUGAUGGAGAACACAGGCGCCUGAAACAUAUAAUUUUUGCCGCGCCUUGUGCGUAUUGUAUAUUUUUACACUGGAUACGUUUCAUCCCCUUAACAAUCCAAUACACGUCCAUUUGAUAUAUAUUUGUAAAUUAUUAACGAUAGCUUAACGAAUAGAUACGUAACCACAUAUAAAAAUAAUGUUCUUAUCAAUAGUGUAAAAAAUGACUGUAUUAGUUGAGGACCUGUAGAAAAUAUAAUCUAAGAAAAGAAACUUUGGAAUUG